Puma concolor (puma) is the source of this 1867-nucleotide messenger RNA. RefSeq names its product La ribonucleoprotein 7, transcriptional regulator (gene LARP7). The record is from RefSeq and is a predicted model, not a curated record. Gene Ontology annotation, cellular component: nucleus; ribonucleoprotein complex. Gene Ontology annotation, molecular function: RNA binding. Gene Ontology annotation, biological process: RNA processing. Lineage: Eukaryota; Metazoa; Chordata; Mammalia; Carnivora; Felidae.
CGGGAGAACGGUGUCGCUCGUCCUAUGACGCGGAAACCCGGACCAUAAGGAUCCAGAGACGAAAAGGUUGGAAGACGCAGUCCCCAGCCCUGUGUGUUGGGAAUUGAGCGGAUACACAGGAAUGGAAGCUGAAAGUGGAAAUCAAGAAAAAGCAAUGGAAGAAGAAAACCCUGAAAAGAAAAAAGAAGUAGAAAAAAAGAAACGGUCACGAGUUAAACAAGUGCUUGCAGAUAUUGCUAAGCAAGUGGAUUUCUGGUUUGGAGAUGCAAAUCUUCACAAGGAUAGAUUUCUUCGAGAACAAAUAGAAAAGUCCAGAGAUGGAUAUGUUGAUAUAUCACUUCUCGUGUCUUUCAACAAAAUGAAAAAAUUGACCACAGAUGGAAAGUUAAUAGCCAGAGCACUGAAAAGUUCAUCUGUUGUAGAGCUGGACUUAGAAGGCACCAGAAUCAGGAGAAAAAAGCCUUUAGGUGAACGACCAAAAGAUGAGGAUGAGCGGACAGUGUAUGUGGAAUUACUUCCCAAAAAUGUUAAUCACAGCUGGAUUGAAAGAGUAUUUGGGAAAUGUGGCAAUGUUGUUUAUAUAAGUAUACCACAUUAUAAAUCUACUGGAGAUCCAAAGGGAUUUGCCUUUGUAGAAUUUGAAACAAAAGAACAAGCAGCGAAAGCUAUUGAGUUUCUUAACAACCCACCAGAAGAAGCACCAAGAAAACCUGGCAUAUUUCCUAAGACAGUAAAAAAUAAGCCUAUUCCUGUCCUUGGAGUAUCAGAAGAAAAGAAAAAGAAGAAGAAGAAGAAAGGCCGAAUGAAGAAAGAGGACAAUAUCCAGACCAAAGAGUCAAAUAUUGACACAAGUAAAGAGACUGUAGGAAAAAUGAAAAGAUCCAGGACCACAUCUGAGGGAUCUGAAGUAGAGAUUACUGAACCCCAGAAGCCACCGUCUAAGAAAAAGAAAAAACGGGAAAGAGCAGAAGCAUCCAGCUUACCUACAGUCAGAACGGGGAAGAGGAAGAGAAGUAUCUCUGAAGAAGCAGAACACCCAACUCCCAGGUCAAAAGUAAAGAAAAUAACGCAGAAAGACAACAUUAAAAAAGAAGAUGUAGAAGUUCCCAAAGAAAACAAAGAUUUAGAAGUCUCUACUGAAGAGGAAAAGGAUACUGGAGAUGCAAAAGAUGGAUCCCUUUUAAAAGCAAAAAGGAAGCAUAAGAAAAAACACAAAGAGAGGCACAAAAUGGGAGAAGAGGUUAUACCCUUAAGAGUACUUUCAAAGAGCGAAUGGAUGGAUUUGAAAAAAGAGUAUUUAGCACUGCAAAAAGCCAGCAUGUCUUCUUUAAAAAAAACAAUAUCCCAAAUAAAAUCGGAGUCAAAAAUGGAAACAAAUGGAGUAGCUCCUAACUCUGGAAUAGAAAAUGAAAAAACAAACAGUGAAGAGUGUUGUCCCCAGGAAAAGGUUAAUGCAACAGGACCACAGUUUGUCAGUGGCGUGAUUGUGAAGAUCAUUAGCACUGAGCCUCUGCCUGGCAGGAAACAAGUCAGGGAUACUUUGGCAGCAAUCUCAGAAGUUGUUUAUGUGGACUUGCUAGAAGGAGAUACAGAAUGCCAUGCUAGGUUUAAAACCCCUGAGGAUGCUCAAGCAGUAAUAAACGCAUAUACGGAAAUUAAAAAGAAACACUGCUGGAAUCUCGAGAUCCUUUCUGGUGAUCAUGAGCAGAGGUAUUGGCAGAAGAUUUUGGUAGAUAGGCAGGCCAAACUUAAUCAGCCUCGUGAAAAGAAAAGAGGCACUGAGAAGUUAAUCACCAAAGCUGAGAAGAUUAGACUGGCAAAGACUCAACAAGCAAGUAAACAUAUUAGAUUUUCUGAAUAUGAUUAA